This is a messenger RNA of Anas platyrhynchos (mallard), 13410 nucleotides long. RefSeq names its product neuroligin 4 X-linked (gene NLGN4X). The record is from RefSeq and is a predicted model, not a curated record. Gene Ontology annotation, cellular component: membrane. Gene Ontology annotation, molecular function: neurexin family protein binding. NCBI's taxonomy places the organism in Eukaryota, Metazoa, Chordata, Aves, Anseriformes, Anatidae.
CCCCUCUCCCAGCUUGCCUUGCCUUGCAGAUCAGUCUCUCCCCGGCUCGGUCUCUCUGCAUAGGCAAUCACAGCUCCUACUCGCAGACCCAACUCUCUCUCUUGCACUGAUUGUAAUGAAUUUUCUGCCUGAAUGUAGGUUGCUGACAAGUGAGAACACGAGUUUCUUUCAGAUCCAGUGUUGUUGUUUUUCCUAUUGUUAUUUUUAAUUUUUAUCCCCUUCGUGGUCGUUGCAUUCCUUUGGAGAAGCAAAUCGCGUUGGAUUCCAAAAAGGAGAGCAGGAAUCUUGUGUGAAUAAUCCCGGCUGCAUCAUGAUACCCUGAGAGGAUUUCCUGAAAGAAUCUGGCUGUGUUAAAAAGACCAUUAUGCUUCUGCAGCUAUUCCAGUGUUAAGGAAAAACGUGUGCUAUAACUGAAAUGACAAUAUUCUGCUUCCUACGAGGGGAUUCUGAAAGCUUCUCAAAAACACAGCACAGUGGCUGACUGAGUGGGCUAGACUUGACUGGAAGGAGCCAUUUUGCUGGGGAAGUGGAGUAACUGUCAAUCUGUCCCCACUGUACUGGCUGGGAGAAGCUGUGUGUUGCCAGGAGUAAGCCAACACUCAAGUCUGGGAUGGUCCCUGGGGGCAAACAUUCUUUUGCUUCUUCAGAUGUUGGAAUUUGUCUACAGUCAGUCAACUGAGGCACACAUUAGCUUUUGCUUUUUCACUGCCUGAACAAGAUUACACUUUUGCCUCACUUCAUCUACUUUUGCCUGCUUUUUUAUUUUAUUAUUUUCAUUUUCUUUGACUCCUUUUUCUCCUGGUUGUGGAAGAAAAGAGCACUGCUGAUGUUCAUUUAAAUGAUGUCGAAACCAAUGGGACUUCUAUGGCUGCCUUUGAUCUUCACCCCAGUGUGUGUUAUGUUGAAUUCUAACUUCCUCCUAUGGAUAACUGCACUGGCUAUAAGAUUUACUCUCAUUGAUGGUCAAGCACAAUACCCAGUGGUUACCACGAAUUAUGGCAAAAUACGUGGUUUAAGAACACCUCUGCCCAAUGAGAUCCUUGGUCCAGUGGAGCAGUAUCUGGGUGUUCCUUAUGCCUCUCCUCCAACCGGAGAAAGGCGAUUUCAGCCUCCAGAACCUCCAUCAUCUUGGACAGGUGUCCGAAAUGCCACACAGUUUGCUGCUGUUUGCCCACAGUACCUGGAUGAGAGGUCACUGCUCAACGACAUGCUGCCAGUCUGGUUUACAGCCAAUCUGGAUACUGUGGUGACAUAUGUUCAAGAUCAAAAUGAAGACUGCCUGUAUUUGAAUAUCUAUGUACCCACAGAGGAUGGAGCCAACACAAAGAAAAGCGCAGAUGAUAUAACCAGUAAUGAUCGUGGUGAAGAUGAAGACAUUCAUGAUCAGAACAGCAAGAAACCAGUUAUGGUCUAUAUCCAUGGUGGAUCUUACAUGGAGGGUACUGGCAACAUGAUUGAUGGGAGCAUUCUUGCAAGUUAUGGAAAUGUCAUUGUUGUCACCCUCAAUUACAGGCUGGGGGUUUUAGGUUUUUUAAGUACUGGGGACCAAGCUGCAAAAGGCAAUUAUGGACUGCUUGACCAAAUCCAAGCUUUACGUUGGAUUGAAGAAAAUAUUGGAUCUUUUGGAGGAGACCCAAAAAGAGUUACUAUUUUUGGAUCUGGGGCAGGAGCUUCCUGUGUCAGUCUUCUGACACUCUCUCACUAUUCAGAAGGUUUGUUCCAAAAGGCAAUCAUACAGAGUGGAACAGCCCUGUCCAGCUGGGCAGUGAACUACCAGCCUGCCAAGUACACUAGGAUAUUGGCAGAUAAAGUCGGCUGUGACAUGCUGGAUACCACUGAUUUGGUUGAAUGCCUUCGAAAUAAGAACUACAAAGAACUCAUUCAACAGACCAUCACUCCAGCCACAUACCACAUUGCCUUUGGGCCUGUGAUAGAUGGAGACGUGAUUCCAGAUGACCCCCAGAUUCUCAUGGAGCAAGGAGAAUUCCUUAACUAUGAUAUAAUGCUGGGUGUGAAUCAAGGGGAAGGUUUAAAAUUUGUGGAUGGCAUAGUUGACAAUGAAGAUGGUGUUUCCCCCAAUGAUUUUGACUUUUCUGUCUCCAAUUUUGUGGACAAUCUAUAUGGUUAUCCAGAAGGGAAAGAUACACUGCGAGAGACCAUUAAAUUCAUGUACACCGAUUGGGCAGACAAAGAAAACCCUGAAACAAGACGGAAGACCCUGGUAGCACUAUUUACUGACCAUCAGUGGGUUGCUCCUGCUGUUGCCACUGCUGACCUUCAUGCCCAGUAUGGAUCUCCAACGUAUUUCUAUGCAUUUUAUCACCACUGCCAAAGUGAAAUGAAACCAAGUUGGGCUGAUUCAGCUCAUGGUGAUGAAGUUCCUUACGUGUUUGGCAUUCCUAUGAUUGGCCCAACAGAACUUUUCAAUUGCAAUUUUUCCAAGAAUGAUGUCAUGCUUAGUGCAGUAGUUAUGACAUAUUGGACGAACUUCGCCAAAACUGGAGAUCCAAACCAGCCUGUUCCACAAGACACAAAGUUCAUCCACACAAAACCCAACCGCUUUGAAGAAGUAGCCUGGUCCAAAUACAAUCCUAAAGAUCAGCUUUAUCUCCAUAUUGGCCUGAAACCCCGAGUUCGUGAUCACUACCGAGCAACAAAAGUUGCUUUCUGGUUGGAGCUUGUGCCACACCUUCACAACCUGAAUGAAAUAUUUCAGUAUGUUUCCACAACAACUAAAGUCCCCCCUCCUGACAUGACAUCAUUUCCUUAUGUUACCCGACGUUCUCCUGGUAAAUUGUGGCCAGCUACCAAACGCCCAGCAAUGACACCUGCCAACAACCCCAAGCAUUCCAAAGACACCCAUAAAACAGCUCCUGAGGAUACAACAGUACUGAUAGAAAACAAGCGAGAUUACUCCACAGAGUUGAGUGUCACCAUUGCUGUGGGGGCAUCCUUGCUGUUCCUCAAUAUCUUAGCUUUUGCUGCAUUGUAUUACAAGAAGGAUAAGCGGCGUCACGAAACUCACAGGCGCCCUAGUCCCCAGAGGAACACAACCAAUGAUAUUGCGCACAUACAAAAUGAAGAGAUCAUGUCCUUGCAGAUGAAACAGCUGGAACAUGACCAUGAGUGUGAAUCACUGCAGGCCCAUGACACGCUGAGACUAACCUGCCCACCUGACUAUACACUCACUUUGAGAAGGUCCCCAGAUGACAUCCCACUCAUGACGCCCAACACCAUAACCAUGAUCCCAAAUACAUUAACAGGAAUGCAGCCUUUGCAUACUUUCAACACGUUCAGUGGAGGACAAAACAGUACGAAUUUGCCCCAUGGACAUUCAACCACUAGGGUAUAGCUCAGCCCUUCCACUUUACCCUCACAAGCCACCUGGAAGAAGAAAAUAAAUAAAUAGAAGAAGAAGAAGUUGUAAUACCAUCCAUUGAACAACUUGUCCAAAUAUAAAGUAAAAAAAAAAAAAAAAAAAGUAAAAGAGAAGGACAGUCAUUAUUUUCUUACUGAUCCUUCCCACUGAAACUCUCUGAUAUUAAAGAUCAAGUACAAACCCUGUGAAAUGUGAAAAGUGUACAUUGCUGUUACAAUACUGCUUUAAGAUCUCAAUCCCUUUAAUUGAAAGUUGAGUCCAGAAGAAAUCACUUAAAAUUGUGUUUUGAGUGUAACAAGCAGAGUCUUCUGGAACACAGAGCCAGUGACUGUACAGGUGUUUGUUCUUUUUUUUUCUUUUCUUUUCUUUUUUUUUUUUUUUAAUAAAUAAAAUAAUAAUAAUAAAAAAAUCUUUAUGUGCCAUACCAUGAAUGGCCCUUGUUAAAUCAAAGACAUCACCAUGGGCUUUUUCCCAGCAUAUGAAGCUGUAAACCAGAUGGGGGAAAUAAAUAGAAUUUUAUUAUUAAAAACAAAAAUGAAAAAAAAAAAAGAGGAGGACUGACUAUGCAGUAAAAUACGUAUAGUUCUGUGCAAAGAGAUGAUUUGCCAGCCUGAACUAUAUUUAAAGAAACUUUGUAAAAAUGUACAUAGCUGUGAGUUUAAAAACAACAAAAAGAAGCUUUUAUUGAUGUUUUCAGUUUGAAAAGAGCUUUUAGAAAGAUUGUGCAUUCAGUUGUGACCUAUGUGUAUAUACAUUAGUCAUAUCACCUCUGUUUCCUCCAGGCCAAAGGAGGAUUUACUUCUUAAUUACUAGUGAUAAACAAAAGUCAUGCGGUUUUUCUAACAUGUUUCAUUUAUAUGAGGCCAUGGUGUCAUGCAGAGGAUACAGUUGUCUGUGUGACCUGCAUAUUUUCUCUUACAGGUUACACUAGUGCAUGUUAAAGUAUUCAUAGGAGAUUGUUGCUUUUUUCUGAAACAGGUUUUUUUUAUAUAUAUAUAUAAUUUAAUUUUGUGUUAGCCUUUAUUAAAUUGAAACACAGCAAUGGAUCGGAAAAUGGAAAAAAAAUAUAUGAAAAAAACAAAACAAAACAAAACAAAACAACACAUUACUAUAAUAAGCUUGUUGAACUGAACCAAGAGACAUCCAAUAAUGUAUAUACAAAGAGUCCAGUUUGUAGUUCUCGGUUAUUGUAGUACAUUAGGAAGAGUUUUGUGCCCUGACAAUAUCAAAGAAAGCUUAUGUUUUGGUCAAUUUUUUUUGAGGAAAACUAACUCUAUAUUCACCAGCAGUUGCAGAGGGGUCUCAGCUGGGAGAGCACCUUCUUGUUCUUACUAAACAAACAAACACAAAAACAAAACAACAACAAAAGAAAUGAAAGUGGGGAAAUGGUGGCUUGGAUGUUUUUUAAAGUUUUCAUAAAGAGUUAAGAAAUUAUCAUGGUUUAAAGAACUUCUCUGCCCUGUACCUGGCUUUGUCCCUGAGAGGAGCACCUACCUAUCAGAAAAUACUUUGCUUGUUUGUUACACAGCAAUCACAUAGUUGGUGAAUAUUAUGGAGACAGAAGCAGAGAGUUCAUCAGAUGUCUUGCAAAUGAAUGCAACCAAAAAUUCCAGAUAAUAUCAGGAAGGCAAAAUUCUUAGCUGAUUAUUCCCUUUUGCCCUUCCUUCACUGGAAAACUAAAAUCCAUGCAGAGCUACCAAACAAGAAAUUUAGCAAUUUGAUUCAAACAACUGAUUAGAAUGUGAAAAGCUAAAAAUAAGUUCUCACAGAUGAAGAUCACUUUGCAUUUUAGAACGUUACUGCAUCAAGAGAUUGUAACCAAAGAUAUUUGAACAAAAUUGGUCUGCACUUGAACAUGAUUAUCCCAGAUGUAUUUUGUAUUAUAAAUUCAUGACUAAGCUGCAUCAAUAUCAUAUGUCCCAUAAGAAUCUAACAUAGGAUGCCUUGUACCUCUUUUUGUUUUCUAUAUUUAUUUUUUUUCCUAAUAAGACAUCUUGGAAUAGUCACUUCAACAACAACAAAAAAAAAAAUAGAAGACCGAGGCCUAUUCAUCUGAAUGACUCCUUGUCAUAGCAAGCAGUAAAACAUUCUGAAGGAAAGAAAUAAAAAGAAAGAAAUAAAAAGAAAGUUAAUGACAUGAUAAAAACACAACAUGUGGAUGAUAUAUAUCUUAUAUGUAAUAAAUGCACCGUACACCUGACCUGGAUACGUAGGUUGGAAUGUGGUGAAGCAACAAGCCCAAAGUACAAGUAGUAGCAAAUGGAAAACCAUCUUUUUCACUGAUCCAUCACAUAAUGUUGAUUAAUGCUGUCUCUAUACCAGGCCAUUUCCACCACCUAUGUAAUGCCUCAGCCAAGAUGCAGCAGCUCGUAACUCUUAAGAAAAUAAAAAAAAAUAAAAAAUAAUAAAAAAAUAAAUAAAAAAGGUGAAAAAAAGAAAAAAAAAGAAAAAAAAAAAAAGAAAAAUGAAAAGAAAAAUGGUAAUGAUGCUUGGCAUCAUAAUCAGUUGGGUAUGUUUGUAAUGUGAAUUACAGUAUUUGUUUAGUACUUCCAAUUGUCUUCUGCUAGCAAUAUGUACAGUACUGUGUCAGGCUUGUGACAUUUGGGUAAAAAAAAAAAAAGUUCCUGUAAGUGAAUGAUUUUAGCUUUUAAAAGUAAUUAUAAUCAAGUUGAUUUAAUAAUUUAAUACAUCUGGAAUGAUGUAUGAUUUAUAGAGGGAACAGAUUUAUAGGGUCUUCAUAGAAUUCUAUAAUAAUGAUAACAAAAUAUACUUUACAAACUGUAAAAGAAAAACGAAAGUACUUUCCCAGGCUUAUAUUCUUGACCUUAAGAGGCACGCAGGGUUUAAUUGUUUCUUCUGUUAUUGUUUUGCUACUUUUUGUUUUUUUUUUUUUUUGCCUUAAGUAAUGAUAGAAGAUAUAUAUGGCUGGACACAUAUGUAUAAACUUUUCAGCAGCAUUUUUAAUAAUAAAAUAUCACGGUAUUUUCUAAUGCUUUGUGCAAAGAACUACUUGUUCAUCUUUUUUUUUUUUUUUUAGAAAGUCUUUCGGAGGUAUGUUUUCUGCCCCAUCUCCUCUUCAUUGUCUAAUGUAAAUGAUGCCUUGAUACACAGUACAGAAAUAUUAAAGUAACAGAGGUUGCACUUUUAAGUUAGCUUUGGGUUUUCGUGGCCUUUGUAGUUCUAUAAGCCUACCAGUAAAUGGAAAGAAACUCUGCCUAUGAAGAUAUAAGAGAAUAAGCUCCAUAUAUUUAUUACCUGUAUGCACUGCAACUCCCAUUGAAGUAAUAGUUUAAUUGUUGUUUUUGUAUUUUCUAUAGCACUGAAAAAAAGCUUAGGUAAGCAGCUUCCCAUAGUGGUGUAUAGCUUAGCAGCUGAGAAAUGUUACCUUCUGAACUAAGGUUCAAAAUAAUUCAGAAAAUUUUAUGCUUUUAACCUCUGCAAGUAAAUAUACUUUAAUUUAGUAUUUAAAAUUCAGAUAAAUUGUUAUUUUUUUUAAGAAAAAAUAUGUAGGAGUAGCAAUAUAAGUUACUCGUAUAUAUUUAGAGAAAUUACGUAUUUGCAGGUAUACCAAUAUCAUUUUUCCUUUUAAAGUUGAGUAAGCAAAUAUAUUCUUUUUUCUUUUAUGAUAUUAAAUUCCUUUUAUCAGCCAGGUUUCCCUUCAGUGGAAAGGUACAUAGAUAUUUUAGCAACGUUGGCUGGACAUUGUUUGCUUUCUGUAAUUAUUCUGUUGAAUAGAGGUACUAACAAUAAGGUCUGAUGAAUUUUGAGUAUAAUAUUGAAGAGUAUUUGCAAAAAGCAAAUUCUGAAUGAUUCAUAUCAGAUUUUUAAUAUGAAAAAUCAAGCUUCUGAGAAACAUGUGCCUAUUGACCUAAUCAAGCAGCUUGAAUUUUGAAUAUUCAAUUUGUAUAUAAAGCUUUUGCAAAUAAACUGCAGAUUUAGAAUUGUUCGGCAAAUAUGUUUAGUUACAAGUAAUCUCUGAAAUGUCACAGCUUGCUUUGAGAUAAUCUAUACACAAGAAAAGAGGCUAUAAUUGUGUCAUUUCUGUGAACUGUUCACCUUAAAUUGCUGGGUGAACUCAAUAAAUAACUUUUUUUUUUUUUUUCUCCAGUUAAUGAAUUUCACAUUAAAAAACAAACAAACAAACAAACAAAAAAGCUUCAGAAGUUUGUUCAUGCUAACUAAAUAUUGUGUUGUUUUCUUUCCUUACUGUCUGAAAUAUAAAUCUGCAGAUUAGUAUGUUCCUAUUUACACUUAAAAGUAAUUUAAUAGUAUUUAAUAUCACAUAAAAAUCAUACAAAAGAAUACCAUGACAAUUAUGUGCUUGUCUCAGAUUUAUAGUUUUGCAUCUGUAUUUAAUUAUUGUCAACUGUUUCUCGUAUUUUCAUCUACAGCUGUUUGACAUCACAAACCUCAUCAACCUGAAUCUCUCCAGAGGCCAUUAGCAGCUGGUAAAACCUGGGAUUUUCAUCCCACUAGAAAUUAUGAUAUUAUGUAUUUAAUAUCAUAAUAUUUUAAAAAUAUUUCUCAGCAUCUCACAUUAGACUGACAAGUAAGGUAUCAACCUUUCAUGAAUGCAAAUGAAAAGGAAGGGGUUUGGAAAUGUCUAAAUAUCUUGCUUGAGCUGUAGCAUAAUAAACAACAUUUCACUUUGGGAUGCAGUUUUGAUUCAAACCAUUUUGUUUGGUGUUCAGCUGUGGCCACCAAGGCCCUCACUCUGUCUUCCAAUAGUUAUGUUUUCCUGAGGAAGUUAUGCUUUUAUAGUCUUUUCUGUCCUACACAAACUAGUUUAUCCAAAUUUUACUGUGGUAUAGAAGCCCAAGACACUCAGAGAUUACAUGGAUGCAAGACAGUCAUAAAAUAAAAUCAGAGAAAUAAUUUUGUUGUAAGCCAAAUGACUUGAUAUGCCCCUGAUACAAAGCAGUAAUUAAGGAGAACAUGCAUUAGUAUUGCAACAACUGAAAUGUAAAAUAAGCUUUUAAUACAUCAGGUACAUUCAAUGUAUUUAUUUAUAUAAAUUGAAGUUUGACAAAUGUUUAUAAUAUCUACAUUUUCCCAACUGCCUUUUCUGCCCCUUUCCCAUAAAAACAGCAACAGCUUACCAGCCAGUUCUAGUCAUUUCUGAAAUACCCACUUACAUAAAUGAGAAAUUAAAUUAAUGUUAUCUUUUUGUUUUCCCUACUACAUGUGACUAUCAAAUACUGAAAGCAUGAACAGUUCUUCUUCUACUACCUCUUUCCAGGGAUUAUAGUUUAUCCAAAUGUUUCAGAGUAGUCCCCUUCCCCAAAUUCCAGGUUUAAUUAAAAAGGAAAGGCUAGAGUCAGAACAGAAAUAUACAAGCUUAGACUAGAGAGCAGAGUUAUGUUUCUCUCCAACAGCCAAAAACAUGGCACAAAAAAAUAUUGUGAACUUUACUUAUGCUUUAUUAAAAAGAAUAAUAAUAAUAAUCUUUUCUAGAGACUACUUUUUCCUCCCUCAGCUUGUGAUGUAUGAUGUAAGACUUCUUGUUCUACCUAAGUCAAGUUUCAUGUCAUCCCAUAUCUUUUACCAUGAAUUCAUCAGACACUUCCCUCAGAGGUACAGAUGUUUUCAAGAUGUUUUUUGCUGUCACAUUAGUUAUGUUUGUCACCAGAUUUGUUCCAUUCUGUGCUGUAUUACUCUCAGAGAGAAUUUUUUCAUCUGUCAUUUUCCUUGCUCUGUUUUAGGUGUCCAAAAUGUUCCACUAAAGGAAUAUUUGCAUAACAUUACCUAUAAUCCUUGAAAUGCCUCAGUCUGUAUGGAUGUCUGUACUUUAUGUCAGCCCAAGAGUUGUGGUUUGACAUGGUGUAUGUCUUAGUGGGAAAUAUCAUCUUGAAGCCAGGUUGUCCUGUUACUCUGCUAUUUAUAUCAUUGCUAUUAUUCAUUGUCAACAUUUUUUUUUCCUAUAUUGCUCUUGAAUCAAGAGUCUUUCAUCCUCUCUCCCAGCAAGAUUUCUCAAAUUAAGCUGCAUCAUCAGGCCAUAAAAAAACUUUCUAAAACAUUUGUAUUUCUUAAACCUUUUAUAAAAUAUCAGAGCAAACUAACAGGUGUCAGGAACAGAUAGCCUUGGAUGACAAGAAUUCAUGGUAUAAAUGGCUACUGGCUCCCACCUGGUGAAGAGACUUGUUUCACAUAUCUGUGGAAAUAAAUGUAGUUACCAUUAACAUGAUUUAAAAUGUCAUUACAUUACAUCAAAUUAAACAAGACCUUAAGGUAAAACUCAUAGAAACUGCAAAUACUGAGGACCACACUCUCAUGUCCUGCAUUAGUGGUUAUUUUGUAAAGGCAACAUUCAAUUUGAGAGAAGUUGCAUGACUGUUUAGUGCACUUCAGUCACUGGAUAUCUGACUUCAGAAGCUAAGGUGGAAUUAGUAUAUUUUAGGAAAAGAAGAUGAUAUUACAAAAGCAUUUUUAAUAGAGUUUGUGCUUUCAAGCUUGUCUAUAAGGAGUAACAAAGAAAUUGCAGGAAGAACUGUUUAAAAUAAAUAGGAAUAAAAUGCACGUUGUUUCUAAAUGAAUGUGUCAGGCAGAAAUACAAUAUGAUAUAAUAUGGUAAGAUAUGAAGUUUAAACAGUGUGAUGGAUUUCUAUGUGGAAGGUCAACAGAAAAAAAAGUACUCAACGGAUACAUUUUCACAGGAAAUAGUCAAAUGAAAUCAGUACAGAUGAGAUUAUAAUGGAAUUUUGACAGAGACAUUGUAUCAUAAUGCUAUACCAUAUGGAUUUAGAUACAUUGAACAUAAUCUAUAGUGCUCAUCUGGGUAUUGAGAAGUAUAAAAAUUAGAUCCCAAUAUGCCCUACAUUUGCCAGGCAAUAGUGCUGCCAUCAGUGGUAAAUAAUAUAGCAAAGCGGUAUGUGCAGUUGUGUCAAGAAAUGAAAAACUAAGCUUUCAAAUCACUUUAUUCCAAGCAAGGCAAUGUACCAGACUCAAUAAAGAGGUAAUAAUGAAAGAAGCAAGGUACAGGUCCUGUCUGGAGAGCCAUCCUCUUAUGUAGGGGCCAACAGAGGAGGAUUUUUCUUUUCACUUUCCUGAUGUUGAGGCAUGGAAAAGGAAGGCCACAGGAACAGGCUGUAUUCCAGUAACCAUUUGCUCUUUCACCAUCAAAAUUGGUGUUUGCAUUUAUUAGAGGUCCCUCUAAGCUGAAUGUGGGAUCAAAAAACAAAGAAUAGUAAUUGAUUGCUGUUUACCAGCAAUUUUUUUCUUUUCUCAGCAAAGGACAAUGAGGAAGUAGGGAUAGAGGAACAUUGUGCUACCAGCUUUUCCCAGGACACAGAGAGAACCACAAGCUCCUCACUCAGUUUGCAGAAGAGCUGCCAACUGCAAGAAAAGGCUAUGGAGGCACUCAAGGAGCAGUGACAAGUGAGAGAGUGAGAGAGCUGCUGGACAACAGUAGCUCAUGGGAUUGGUUUGUGAGACUUUAAUGCCUAUCUUUUCUCUGUUAUAAUAUGCUAUUGAAAAAAAUGUUGUACUCUCCCUAGACUGUAGAUUUUGCACCAUUAAUUUAGCAGAAAGUCAGUAAUAGUUUGAUUCAAAUGAAUCAAAUUAAAAAUUUCAUUAUCAAAAAUAGAAUGUGUGAGAGCAGCAUUAAUCAGGGUUGCUGGAAUCUUCUGAUCUAACUGCAGAUGUGUCAUUAGAUUUCCAAAUCAGACACUUAAAAUCAAGGAGUUAUGAUGACCUCUGUGAUAAAUGACCAAGUGAACAUGCACAUAGAUAAAAUAUGUUGUUUCAUUUGCAACAGCUCUCUAAAUUAUUGCUUCAAUAAACAGUAAGUAUAAAGUUACUUACCUUUUCUCACUGUAGGAUAUGAAGUAAUAUAUGCUAAGAACACACGGAAUCACUGCCAGCAGCUCUCAGACCUACAACAGACAGAUAAAGAAAACCAAACGUACUAAUUUCUGGAAUGUAGAGCAGCUAGAACCUCUUUUAGGAACCUGGCCUUCUUCAGCUUCUGCUACCAACACACCAUCUAGAUCAUGUGUGCAAAGGAUUUUCCUGUAGAGGACAGUUUGUUCCUCUAGAUGGCUGCCAUCUAUCUAGUGACUAACACGAAUUGAAAACAGAAAAAAAAAAAAAAGCCCUCUUUGGGGUGGUAAUAAUAUCUCAAUGACUGCACUGGCAGAGAUGGUUUACAAACAACUUCCUUGGCACUCAGCAGCUUAUUAGAAAAUGAAAAAUAAAUGCAAAACUAUUUUCAAUAAGCACCUUGUGAGAAAUAACACCAGCCACUAAACAGAAAACACAGACCAUUUGUAUUAAUAAGAUCACUGCAUUUUAAAGUAAUUCAACAAUGUCCAUAAAUUCUUAUGGAUCUGCAAUAUCACGCUUAAUAAUAUAGAGACUGCAAGUAAUCCUGAAGGAGUUGGUAAACAUGAAAAAUUCCAGUUUGUGCUUUUAUACUAAACUGACCAUACAUACUCUUCUGUUUUGAACUCAAGAUCUGGUCAUAUCUUUAUGUGUCUCCUGUAAUUACUCAUUUUUGAUGCCUUCUAUAGAGGUUUGAACACUGAAACUUGUAGAGUUUUAUUGCCAUCUCUAUUCUUCUCAAAAACAGAGAAAUUAACCACAGGACAAUUCAAACAUUUUUUUCAUCUCAAUGACUGGUUGAACGAUGCAGUAAAGUUGUUUGAGAGACACAGUGGCAUACAUCUUUUUACCACUGUCAAAUUCCUACUGAUUUUUACAAGCCAAUUAUUUCAAAUUUUCUUAAUAUUACUUUAAUGAGCAAGAAGGAUGACACUGUCCCCUGUCCCUUUUUCCCUUUUAAUUUCACAGAAGAGAUAAUUUAGGUCUGAAGUAGGUAACUAAUUACUGCCUUCUAUAUAUAUAUAUAUUUUUUUUUUCAAUUGUUAAGAAAAUAGAAUGAAGAAAAUAGUACUUUUUUCCUUCUUGAUGGGGCAUGACACUUGUUAAGACUGUGAUUUUUUUUAAAUUAUUUUUCUUUUCCUCAGGAAAAAUUUAGAAACCUCUAACACAAAUGCAAAAAUAAUGCAAACUGAUUUGCAUUUGCAAACUACAAGAAUUUUUUUUUUAUUUUUUUAUUUUUUUUUUUUUUGUGAAAUAAUGAAAAGUACACAAAACUGUAUAGCUUUUACUUCUGGGAUCAUCAUAUGCCUCCACGAAUUUAGCAAUUGAUAUCUGAGCAGUUUCUGUGCUGUAAGAUUUGAAACAUGAAAAUAUGAAAAUUAUUUCAAUUUAUAAGAUACAUUAUUUGGACAAAGAAGGCAUUUGAUAAAUAUACCAUUUCAAUAAUUUUAAUAGGCAAUCUGAUGAUUUAUAUGCAAAUACACAACCUUUGUUGGCACUCCUAUUUUUUUAAGCAAUUUUUAUUAUUAUAUUUUAUAUAGAAGUCUACAUAUUUAGAUAUCUGAGGCAUGUUGCUGCAUCUAUCUCUACAUACAGAUAUAAUUAUGACAUAUACAUGUACAUGGUAAUUAUUUGCUUCUUGGCUUCCAGUUUUCACUGUAAGAAUAUAAAACUUAUUUUCAAUUAAUUAAAAUGAUAAUGAAAAUGAAAAAUACCAAUUAAUUUCACAGGCAUUUUGGAACUCGUCUUUUUAAACUUUUUUUUUUUUCCCAUAGAUAUACACAAGCUUUUCUUCAGACUGACACACAGAUAGAACUGAGAGGAAGGUGAGAAGAUAACUUAGAUUGUCUGUUUUCACCAAGUUAGUGAAAAUAACUCCUCAGCUGUCAUAAUUCUGUUGCAGAAUCUAGUCCUCAGUUGUUCCUCAGAGAAAGAGAAAGAAUACCAUUCAUCCAUGGAAAAAUGAGGUUAUGGGUAAAAGUGAGUGAUACAGAAUGGACAUAACCAAGUCAGGAGGAUGGCAGGAGCUACUGAAGAAAAGGGGCUGUAAACCACGGACACAUGAUGAGAAAUUGGGAAUUGAUCUGAGCCUGCUUCAACUGAACUCACAGGGAGUUCAGAAGAAAAGUAUACACCACAAAGAAGGAAGAGAGAAGAAACAGGAAGCCCAUAAUACUAAGAAUAAAAAUUCAGAAGACAGUACAUGUGACAAA